This is a messenger RNA of Drosophila ananassae, 531 nucleotides long. RefSeq lists its product as uncharacterized. NCBI's taxonomy places the organism in Eukaryota, Metazoa, Arthropoda, Insecta, Diptera, Drosophilidae. The record is from RefSeq and is a predicted model, not a curated record. The transcript has a single exon. The coding region runs from base 134 to 388 and encodes 84 amino acids.
UCCUUUUGAAUUAGAAAGUAGGCUAAACCAUAUCUGUAGAGUCGUUCUCGAACAGAGCAUUAAUUUGUUUUGGCAAUAAAUUGUACAAGUGUUCCUUAAAAUUAAGGCUUAAAUAUCAAAACCCAUAGUCGGAAUGAGUCUGGGCCGAAACCUCUGUGGUCUAGUGCUAACAAACGUGGCGGGGUGCCGGGGCUUGCAUCAGAGACGAGUGAGAAGGCCAUUUCCCGUGGUUCCGGAUCGGAGGACCUUCUCCCGGGCAGAGACAACGAAGCCGCCACGGCUGCUAAUCAGAAGCUUCAAGGCCUUGAAUCAAAUUAACUCGUCGUAUAUGCGAGAGGUGUCGAUCGAGUUUAGUGAUCAAUUCUUAUCGAAAUGGAAGUGGUUGUAAAUUCAAAUUACGAACCCUAAAGACUUGAAUGAUAUAGAGAAUUGGCACGGACUUAAUGGGAAAGUAAUACAUAGUUCCGGAAAUCUUCGCAUGUAAUAAAUUUUUGUUGUAUGAUAAACAAAAUUUUAUAUAGCAGGAAAAAC